UACCGAAAACAUUAAAAAACAAGCAUCUUUUCCCUUAAUAAAGAUGUAGAAGAACAGGCCUGGUCCUGUAGAUAAAAUUUUCCUAAGAGGAAACGAAUAAGAUAAGUGGAAGUGGGGGAGGGAUCGCGUCCAUGGCUGUUUUAUAAAGGCCAUUGGAGGACCUUUUUAAGCAGUAACGCCACCAAGUCGACAAAGCCACACAGAUGAUGAGAGGGGGAUCCUGUUGCCACAAUGAUGGCGGCGGCCCGCUGGUCCUACUUCCCAUUUUGUUUCGUUAGGAAACGAAGCAAAAACUGCUCAUAUCUUGGGGACACGGAACGGAGAGGUAGAGAUUGUCCAUCGAAACCAACACUGACACUCUUUCUUUGGCAUUCCUUCCCUCUGUAAUUCUCCACUUUUAUUGCCUCCUCUGUCUCUGAUGCCCCCUAUAAAUAGAGAGAGCGAGCGCGAACGGUAGCAGAAGCAAGCUGUGUGCUCGUCCUGUACGGUACAACCCUGCUCUGCCUUCUUCCCUUCUGCUGUUCUUCUUUCGCCUUUGUUUCUUGCCGUCCCCUCUUGUUGGUCGUCGAAAAUCAUUUUGUGGAAGCACCACCCCGCUACCAUGAUUUCGAUGAUAGCUCGCACCGGCCAUCCCAACCAACCGUGCGAGAAUGGUUGUCGCCUUAUUGUAGGGUGCAUUCCUUGUAAGCUCUCCGACCAGAAGAUCCUAGAAGUUCUGGUUGUCAAAGCUCAGAAAAGCGACACGGUUUUGAUACCCAAGCUACAGAACUGAAUCAUGCUUCUCACUGUCUGCGCAGUUGAUUUCUCUUAGUUUUCAGAAAAUGCUGAAGUUUUAUUUUGCGUAUACCAAUGCGGGGAGGAUAGGAGAACGACGACACUGUAGAAGAAGCGGCUCACAUGGCAGCAAUGGGAGAGGCUGGCGUUGAUGGAAACAUAGGGGAUAUGCUUGGUAAAUUGAAGUUCAAUAGCAAAGGGCAUGAAGAUCGAUAUCAUUUGGCGCAUGUACUUCCUUUGCAUAAUCUGGAGGAUCCUUGGCCAGAGAAACAUCUCCGAGAAAGAAUUUGGAGGAGUGUUGCGGGUGCAAGAGAACGCUGCAAGCAUGAAUGGAUGAGAAAGGCACUAGACAGGUUGAUCCUUAACAUGGAUUGACUGAUUACAUGUAGAGGCAUCGUCAGCUAAUAAGAACCUCAGGAGCUGGUCUCAGCUAGUUCUUCUCCGUGUCAUUGAAGUCAUCAUCAUCAUGGGUGUCAUCAGUUUGGGCUCGUUAUCGAACACAGUGAUCUCUUCCUACAUCCUGUGGGGCUCGAAAGUUGAAAGUGUGAAACUUUCUCUACCUUGAGGAGAAUUGUCGAUCACAGAUUGAAGGGAACAUUGCCAAAGGAAUCAUCUUGUUCUUUAAGAAAUUGCACUUUUGUACUCUUCUCGAAGAUGAAAUGCAAACAUCUGACCUCAGAUUCUGCCGAGGUCAUUCGGGUCCGCGAAACCCUUUCUUACUGAA
Nymphaea colorata (pocket water lily) is the source of this 1498-nucleotide messenger RNA. RefSeq names its product nudix hydrolase 17, mitochondrial-like. NCBI's taxonomy places the organism in Eukaryota, Viridiplantae, Streptophyta, Magnoliopsida, Nymphaeales, Nymphaeaceae. The record is from RefSeq and is a predicted model, not a curated record. The coding region runs from base 898 to 1149 and encodes 83 amino acids. The transcript is spliced from 4 exons. Gene Ontology annotation, cellular component: nucleus; cytoplasm.